UGAGCUACGAGUACGUGCUGUACGUGUUGUCCUUACUGUAUGUGUGUGGAAUUGUGGCUGUCCAGACUGAGGCCCGUACAGAGGUGGUAACACCAUGGGGCUGUUCGCUGUCAGUGUCGGCCCCUUUCGAAACAGAGUCCGGACGGUUCGAACGUGGAGUCGACACUUUUCAUCCAUUUCACCAACUUGUCGCAGCGGCUGGGCUGUCGCGCUGAAUACACCUCUGAUCCAGAGGAAAUGUGCAGGACUCCACCAACACAGAUUCACAUUCAUUCGUUUACUCAACUCAGCCAAACCGCCCAGAGGGUUUGAAAAGUUCUUCCCAAAGAGUGCAGGGACGGCUGGUGCCAGCAAAUCAUCUGACGAUGCAAAAAACAGGGAUCCUUUUGGGAAAGAACAAGAGGAGAUUAGCAACAAAGGCAAUGAAGGUCAAAGAGGAGGAAAAAAGGACAAAGAAUCAGAUUGGUGGGCACGUUUUCAGGAUGAUUUUCCAUUGGAUGAAAAAGCACUGCAAAACCUUGCAAUUGGUGCAGCAGGCAUGGCCUCUGCUUUUCUCUACUUUUACUUCCGGGAGACUGGCAUCCAGAUCUCCUGGAAAGACUUUGUGCACCACUACUUGAGCAGAGGCUUGGUUGAUCACCUGGAAGUUGUCAAUAAACAUUAUGUCAAGGUCAUUCCAGCACCUGGUGUGAACAUAUCAGAUGUGAGUUACUUGUGGUUCAAUAUUGGCAGCGUGGACUCAUUUGAGUAUAAUCUGGAAGCAGCGCAGCAGGAACUGAGUUUAGACUCUACCUUUAAAGUACCUGUCAUCUACACCAGUGAAAAUGAUGGGACUCUCUUAUAUAGCAUUUUCCCAACCUUACUUCUGGUUGGCUUACUCCUGGUGCCUCGGCUGGGCCCGAUAGUGGGGCCUCGUGGCGGUAGAGGGCGAGCAAACCCCUUCAGAAUGGGUCGGUCUAAAGCCAAGAUAAUCAAAAACGACAUUGGCGUUGGAUUUAAGGAUGUCGCAGGCUGUGAGGAAGCCAAACUGGAGAUUUUGGAGUUUGUUAACUUCUUGAAAAACCCUCGACGCUACAAGGAGCUAGGAGCCAAGAUCCCUAAGGGUGCAAUGUUGUCUGGUCCACCUGGAACAGGGAAGACCUUGCUAGCCAAGGCCACUGCAGGUGAAGCUAAUGUUCCUUUCAUCACAGUCAGUGGCUCUGAGUUCCAGGAAAUGUUCGUUGGUGUGGGCGCUGCAAGGAUGCGGGACAUGUUUGCCAUGGCACGUAAAAACGCCCCCUGCAUCCUCUUCAUUGAUGAAAUAGAUGCAGUGGGCAGAAAGCGGGGUAGAGGAAACUUCGGAGGCCACAGUGAACAAGAAAACACACUAAACCAGUUACUAGUUGAAAUGGACGGGUUCGAGAGUAGCACCAAUGUGGUUGUUUUGGCUGGUACUAAUCGAGUUGAUGUCCUGGAUCCAGCCCUGAUGAGGCCAGGACGCUUUGAUCGACACAUAUACAUUGGUCCUCCAGAUAUAAAAGGCAGAGCUUCCAUCUUUAAGGUGCAUUUGCGACCUCUAAAGUUGGAGCCCAGUAUAAAAGUUGAGGCCUUAGCCAGAAAGCUCGCUGCAUUGACUCCUGGUUUUACUGGGGCUGACAUUGCCAUUGUUUGCAAUGAGGCCGCUCUAAUAGCGGCACGCCAUCUGCACCAUCAUAUCCACUCUAAGCACUUUGAACAGGCAGUUGACAGGGUCAUUGGAGGUCUGGAGAAAAAAUCUCAGGUAUUGCCGCUUCCAGAGCGGACCACUGUGGCGUAUCACGAGGCCGGACAUGCUGUCACUGGCUGGUUUCUAGAACAUGCAGACCCACUAUUGAAGGUGUCUAUAGUUCCAAGAGGAAAGGGUCUGGGUUACGCUCAGUAUCUCCCGAAGGAGCAGCACCUCUUCACAAAAGAACAGCUCUUUGACAGAAUGUGCAUGAUGCUUGGUGGCCGUGUGGCUGAACAGGUUUUUUUUCAUCGGGUCACUACGGGGGCGCACGAUGACCUACGGAAGGUCACACAGUCGGCCUACGCACAGGUUGUACAGUUUGGAAUGAGCGAGGCAGUGGGUCAGGUGUCUUUUGAGCUCCCCCAGCAGGGUGACAUGGUGACAGAGAAGCCCUUCAGUGAGCCUACAGCCCAACUCAUAGACCAGGAAGUCCGCCAGCUCAUUGACUCUGCCUUCCGGAGAACACUCCAGCUUCUCACUGAGAAAAAAGCCAUGGUGGACAAGGUGGCCAAACGUCUCCUAGAAAGAGAGAUUUUAGAAAAGGCCGACAUGGUGGCGCUACUAGGUCCACGUCCUUUUCAAGAGAAAUCCUCUUAUGAGGAGUUUGUGGAAGAGCUCGUCGACUUGGAGGAGGACAUCUCACUACCUGAGGGGCUGAAGGACUGGAACAAAUGGGACGAAAAACACCCGCAGCAGGAACAAAACAAAUCAGCUGCUUACUUCAUCCAUUGUCAAGAAUAAGCUUCUAAAUUCAGGUGAACCUUUUUAUCUUGGUAAGGACAAUGGUGAUCAUGAUUAUGUGCAAUCGUUUUAUUCCAAGCUGGGAUUUCCAUUUUGUAGCCAUUUGUAGCCUGAUGUCACAGCUGAUGACUUCUACCUAUUUUCUACCAAGUGCACUAAAUUAGCUACGACCAUGAACUGUAUUAACUCAAGUAUGAUGGCAUCCUUUUAAAAGCUAUCAUAUUUAUACAUUCUCAUUGCCUUAAACCACACACACACACACACACACACACGCAUACAAACUUUUCUGUGUACCAUAUGCACUGUUUUCCCGAGAUUUCAAGCUUUGGGGUGGCUGUGGGCACAAACACCUGCACACAUGCAGGAAUUGGGCUUAUGAAAAAAUAAUUCACAAAUAAUGGAAAGACUCCAAAUUAGUCCACAAAAUUAAUAUAAAGAUGUAUUAUGUAAUUCAUACGACCGCUCCUCCGCACAUAAUACAGAGAGCAGGCAAGAAAUUGUAAACGCACAAUAUGACAUGACAGAAAUGACAUGCCGUUGUAUUAAUAAGAUAAGUAAUAUCAGGGUAUUUAGUUUGUUCAAUCAAAUAACAACUUAUAGACCUGUUUGAUAUGAAACAUGUCCUUUAAAUUACUUCUGUUGUGACCAAGCACCAUAUAGAAAAUAAAAUAUAACCUGACCUCCUUGGGGUCUUUACUGAACAAGGCAUCAGUUGCACAUCAGAGUUUUUGUGUUUAUAGUGUACACACACACUGACUGAUGCUACAUUUACAUAACAUCACAUGUACCGUUUAAUGUUUCUACUCAAGAGUUUAAUAACAGUACAAGAAUCUCACUACCUCACAACCAAAUGGCCUGCUUCUAAAGACAAGUACAUUUUAAUCACGAUAGGCACCAUUCAGUUUACUUGAGCUUCUGCACAGAGUAGAUGAGGUCGCAGCUGUGCUCUUUAGAAACACUUGAAGUCAUUUUCUGUAUAGUCAAUUUCUAUAUGAGCAAGAAGAGUUUUAUUGUUUAUCCUGGUUGAUGAAAUGCAGAUAAGUGCUUAUUCAGUGUGGAUGAAAAUGUCCUACUUUUUAAUGCUGUUUUUGUUUGAAGAGCAUCACUUAUUGCUCAAUGCAGUAAGGUGUGAGGAUGACGUAGAAAAUAUGAAGCUAAUGGGGCACACAAAUAUAUUAAACAUAUUUUAUACCCAUUGGCCUGCCAUUUUAUUCAUAGCCUUCACAGUCAUCAUCAUGUUUAAGAAUGAAUAAUAGAAAUUCUGUAAAUGAUUAGGUAGCGUCUCGCGGUUCCAAAGGGGUGGAAAACGUCUGAUGCAAUUUUUUAAAAUUUGGCAGUAAAAAUGUUUUUUUACACAAAUGGAUUUGGUAAUAGUAUUUAGUAUUUAGCUUUGGCUCCAGAUUGCAUUUUUUUCAAACCAAAAACUAUAAGAACACCACCACCAAUGUGCAUAUGUUAUGAAAAGUGGUUUAGAAGAGCAGAUUGAACAAAUAGAUGCCUAUUUGUCACAAUUCAAAGUUAAACUCAUCCUAUUGAAUGAGAAAGCGUGUCCAAAGCUUUGACUGGUGGUUUACACUAAAGCAGUCUCAUAGAAGCAACCGACAGUCUAAAGUCAGUGUGUGGUUAUGGUAGACUAUACAUUCAAUGAUAGCCAACGUUGGUAGUUAAACUUUACCAAAUUUGAGCACAUUUGAAGGUUAGCGCCACCCCGAUGCAGUACCUAGCCACGGCAGACAGCAAUGUUGAAGUUUUGUAAAAUUAUUUUAACUUCUACAGCGAGAUGUUUUUCCAAACAGAUUAACAUUCAGUCACUAUAACAUUCAACUUUGAUAGAUUUAAUGUAACUGUAAAAUCACAUAUAUUCCAGUUAAUUAUCAUGCAAAGUAUCCCAAUUUUGUUCCAACAAGAGCCAAAUAUUGUCUCAUUCCAACAUUAAUGCACUUUGUUUACCUUGAAAAACGUUGCUGUCUUUGACAUUAUGGACAAGUGCAAUAUGAAUAAACGUGCCUUCCCUUGCCUCCAUUAGGUACAACUGCUCAGACUAAUGAGGUUUUUGAGCUCAGUAACCCUCAAUAAGGCUUCUAUAGCUCAAAGAUCAUUUCAAACUAACAAUGUUGCCACUCUAAUCCAGGGGUUGACACAGUGCCUCACAAAAGGGAGUACACCGCUCACAUUACUGCAAAUGUUGUAUUAUAUCUUGUCAUGGCACAACACUGAAGAAACUAUACUUAUGCUGAUACAAUGUAAAGUAGUCAGUGUGCAGCAUGUAUAACAGUGUAAGUUUACUGUCCCCCUAAAAAUAACCUCCAAGACAUCCACUGCCUUGCUAAAGAAGCUGAGGGUAAAGGUGACGGACCUAAACUCUAUUGAGCAUCAGUGGGGCGUCCUCACACAGAAGGUGGAAAAUAAUGGUAUCCACUAGCUACACAAAAUACAGUAUCCACAUUUUGGGUCCAAUUUGGACAUUUUCACUUAGCGGUGUAAUCACUUUUGUUGCCAGAUGUUUAGACAUUAAAUGGCUGUGUGUUGAGUCAUUUUAGGGGAAAUCUGUACAGUUGUACAAGCUGUACACUGACUACAUUGUAUUAGAAUGUAAUGUCUUCAGUGUUGUCCCAUGAAAAGAUAUAAUUCAAUAUUUGCAGACAUGUGAUUGGUGUACUCACUGUAGUGUGCUACCGUAAACGGGAUCCUCAUGUUGAGGCUAUGACCACAGCAGAUCAGAUGAGGCUAUUGCAGCCUGUGAAAGACAAGGAGAGUUGAAUUGAUCAACUGUGGGGAAAAUUAAGUCAACAAUAAGGUGAAUGCUUAACUUUGCCUCAUCCUUGUGCUGCAAAUUUUUAAAAAGGUGGUACACAGUUUAUGGAUUGUUCUCUUAAUUACAAAUAACUCAACAACGCAUAGUUUUCCAUGACUUUUAUUUUAUUCCUCUUACAGUCACUCACCCCAUUCAAGAUGAUUAUCAGUCCAGGUAUUAACUUAAUUAAAAAUAAAUCAAGUCAGCGGGCUGUCUCUUCUCAGGUAUGGGCACUUGAUUGUGUGUUUGGCAUUCAUGCAAAGUCACAUUAGCUCAGUUACUUCCUUCUGUCAUUUUUUGGGUUUUGGAUGACCAACUUAAACUAGAAGAAAUAGUGUCAGUCAUCAUUUUGAACAUGUUAAGAAGAAUGGGGAAAAGAACAUAUGAUUUCAGCAAUUUGAAAGUAGCAGUUUCCACCUUGAUGGGGGCUGUGUUACUACCCUGUUAGUCACUUCAAAACAGAACUUCAACUCAUCAAGAGUGCAACAAGAGCAGAGAAGGAAGGUUUGUGUGUGUGUGUGUGUGUGUGUGUGUGUGUGUGUGUGUUUACUGCGCAUCUUUAGAACACAGAGCAAUGUGUCCAGAGUUCACCAUGAACUCCUCAACUGUUCAUCAGCACCAUAAAACAGUGUCAGUGGUCCACUCUGGUGCUGGCUGGCUGCUCUGAGCUUCAUUCCACCUGUGUCACACACAGACACACACACAACAUGUCAAGGUUGUUUUGACCUUUCCAGCUUCAUUAAGGGCUCUGCGGUGUCUGAGUCGCUGUGGUGCUUCCUCUCCCUGGGGUGCUCCACCUUGCUGCAGCGUGUCCACGAGGGGGAGCGCAUGUAACCUCCUUUGGCCAGCACUGCCUGCUGGGAGCCUGCCAAACACAAACACACAAUAAUCAUCACACUGAACAUACCCGUGACUCUAGUGAGGAUAGGCGGCAUAGAAAAUGGAUGGAUGGAUGGGUAAAUGGAUGUCAAAGAUCAGGCUUAACAAUCCGUAAGGUUAGUAAUAAAAUUGAUUUGAUGCUUUUUUUAUGCAGGUCAGAUUCCCAAUUUCCCACCCUUUCGGGUCACUAGAGGACAAAAAAGUCUAUGCCCAAAAACUGCUACAAAAAGAACUAUUAUACGAUUAAUAUUUGUUUUGCUUUUUUUGCUUAGAUCUCUCAAUCAACUUGAGUUCUAAUAAAAAAUACUGAACAUGUAAAUAUUUUUUUAUUAUUUUAACCCUUUAAAUGCCCAUUUGAUUCAAAUGUGUCCCUGUUUUUGCUUAGAAAAAUACCAAACAUGUAAAUAUUUGUAUUAUUUUAACCCUCUAAAUGUCCAUUUGAUUCAAUUAUGUCACCGUUUUUGCUUGGAAAAUACAUACAAAAUGCGUUAUUUUCCAUAUAAUAAAUGUUAGGAGGUUGGCGCUCGAUGUCAAAGAUCAGGCUUAUACAUAAGAUUAGUAGUAAAAUUGAUUUGGAUGCUUUAUUUUAUUUGCAGGGUCAGAUUCCAAAUUUCCCACACGUUCGGGUCCCGAGAGGACAAAAAAGUCCCAUUGACUUCAAUUAUAAGCACGCAUUGUAAUUAGACAAAAAAUGUAUCUAAUUUCGAGGUUUCAUUUUGUUUAAAAUUAGUCAACUUUGUCACAUUUACUGUUUAGCACCAUUGUUAGUGCUUGUUCAUAAAGAAUGUUAGUGCUUGUUCAUAAAUCUCCCCAGAGCCACAUCAAUAUCCUCACACAUUACACACACACACACACACACACACACACACACACACACACAUUGACCUGAGAAGAUGGAUGGCUUCUCCGCGGGAUGUUAAUGAGAAGGACAGUGACCUGGACAGGUCAGUCUGCUGUCCCACAAACACUUUCAGUAUCCACCAUUGCUCAUUGUGGAGAUCAUUUCAUCCAUGUGACUGCAUACAGUUGUGGUCAGAAGUUUGCAUACACACAUCAUGGGCAUAAAUGUCAGUCAUUUAGGGUGAAUAGUUAGUUUUCCAGGGUGGAAUUAUCAUACAACAUCUUCAGUGACUUUUUAAAAUAAGAAUUGGCCACACAAAUUAUAUACAGGCUCAAAUAUACUGUGUACAUA
Dunckerocampus dactyliophorus (ringed pipefish) is the source of this 7353-nucleotide messenger RNA. Its product is annotated as AFG3-like protein 1. Lineage: Eukaryota; Metazoa; Chordata; Actinopteri; Syngnathiformes; Syngnathidae. Gene Ontology annotation, cellular component: membrane; m-AAA complex. Gene Ontology annotation, molecular function: ATP hydrolysis activity; ATP binding; metalloendopeptidase activity. Gene Ontology annotation, biological process: protein-containing complex assembly; mitochondrial protein processing. Bases 95 to 2488 code for a protein of 797 amino acids. The record is from RefSeq and is a predicted model, not a curated record. The transcript has 17 exons.